This is a messenger RNA of Molossus molossus (Pallas's mastiff bat), 1261 nucleotides long. It is a transcript of the gene CHODL, whose product is annotated as chondrolectin. Bases 11 to 832 code for a protein of 273 amino acids. The record is from RefSeq and is a predicted model, not a curated record. Gene Ontology annotation, cellular component: cytoplasm. Gene Ontology annotation, biological process: positive regulation of axonogenesis. NCBI's taxonomy places the organism in Eukaryota, Metazoa, Chordata, Mammalia, Chiroptera, Molossidae. The transcript has 6 exons.
CCGCGCCGCGAUGAGCCGCGUGGUCUGGCUGCUGCUGGGCGCCGCUCUGCUGUGCGGACACCGCGCCUUCUGCCGCCGCGUGGUCAGUGGCCAAAAAGUGUGUUUUGCUGACUACAAGCACCCCUGCUACAAAAUGGCCUAUUUCCACGAACUGUCCAGCCGCGUGAGCUUCCAGGAGGCCCGCCUGGCUUGCGAGAGCGAGGAGGGCGCCCUCCUCAGCCUGGAGAACGAAGCAGAGCAGAAGUUGAUAGAAAGCAUGUUGCAGAACCUGACGAAACCAGGCACAGGGAUUUCUGAUGGUGAUUUCUGGAUAGGCCUUUGGAGAAAUGGAGAGGGGCAAGCAUCCGGUACCUGCCCAGAUCUCUACCGGUGGUCCGAUGGAAGCACUUCCCAGUACCGAAACUGGUACACUGAUGAACCUUCCUGUGGAAGUGAAAAGUGCGUCGUGAUGUAUCAUCAACCUACGGCCAAUCCUGGCCUUGGAGGCCCCUACCUUUACCAGUGGAAUGACGACAGGUGCAACAUGAAACACAAUUACAUCUGCAAGUAUGAACCAGAGGUGAAUCCAACAGCUCCCGGAGAAAAGACGUAUUUUACAAACCAACCAGGAGACACCCAUCAAAAUGUGGUUGUUACUGAAGCAGGCAUAAUUCCCAAUCUAAUUUAUGUUGUUAUACCAACAAUUCCACUGCUCUUAUUGAUUCUGGUUGCUUUUGGGACCUGCUGUUUCCAGAUGCUGCAUAAAAGUAAAGGAAGAACAAAAACUAGCCCGAACCAGUCCACACUGUGGAUUUCCAAAAGCACGCGAAAAGAAAGUGGCAUGGAAGUAUAAAAACUCAUCGACCGGCUCCAGAAAAGAAAACAGGGUUUUGUAUAAAGAAUGGCAGCAGAAGCUUAGCUUGGAAUGGCUUGAAAUCUCAGAGGAUCUGUAGGAUGAACUGUAAGCUCCCUCUUGAGGCAAAUAUUGAAAUGAGUUUUCUAUGUUUAUUUCAUUUACAAAAUAUGCUGUGCUAACAAUGGAGUGAGACAUGCUUAUUGUGCUAAAGGAUGCACCCGAACUUCAAGUAAAUGGAACGGACCGUGCGGACAGACUUGCUAGCAACACGUCGGAAGUAUGUGUGUCGGGGGCAGCUGUUUUCGCUUCUUUUACCUUUCAUAGGUUGUAAUCUAGUUAACGUAAUGUAAAUUGUAUUGAAGUUUAUGGUGUGCAAAAAUAUUUUCCCUUUAUGUCGGUGUUUGAUAAAAAUGGCCGGUUCUAAUA